Messenger RNA from Penicillium mononematosum, 3024 nucleotides. RefSeq names its product non-ribosomal peptide synthetase. The record is from RefSeq and is a predicted model, not a curated record. The transcript has a single exon. The coding region runs from base 1 to 3024 and encodes 1007 amino acids. Lineage: Eukaryota; Fungi; Ascomycota; Eurotiomycetes; Eurotiales; Aspergillaceae.
AUGGAACAUCGCCUUGUCCAGCGUGCAAACGCUGUUCCCAAUGCAACUGCAGUGAUCGAUGGCGAUGCCAGCAUUAGUUAUCGAGAGCUCAUUGCACGAGCUGAUAUACUUGUUGAAAGACUACAUGGAAGGUCAAUCAAGCUCGCGGAACCCGUUUGCAUCUUACUUGAUUCUGGUUAUCAACAGAUCAUAUCACAAGUUGCUGUCCUCCGAGCUGGAGGGACCUGUGUCCCCAUUGAUCCCUCCAUGCCUUCCUCCCGCCUAGUAGCCAUGCUACACGAUAUCAAUUCUCGCCUCGUCAUUACCAGCAAAGCCCUCGCGGACCGAGUGUCAGACUUUGAACUUAUCCAAGUGGAGGAAGGAACUGCGCAGAAUAUCACUUUGAGCGAGACUAGCCCAAUCCUCAUAGGGGCAGGGUGUCCGGAAACCCAUCGCAGUCACAUUUUCUUCACCUCUGGCUCCACGGGACUGCCGAAACCAAUCCAGGUCCUGGCUCACGGUAUUCUCCAUGUCCUAGCCUCUGAGCCGGCUACAUUGCUGGAUUCAUCUGACCGCAUGGCUGGGGUUACCAGCCCGGGGUUCGAUUUCUCCCUCUUUGGGGUUUGGACAUCGCUACUUGCUGGGGCGACAGUCAUUCAAAUUCCCAAAGUGAUCAUCACGGAUCCAUUUGCUCUCAGUGACUAUUUGAAAAAUAAAGGGAUAACAGUGGUGAUUAUACCAACAGCCCUUUUCAAUGUCAUUGCCUUGAAUGCGCCCAUCGCAUUUCGUGGCCUGCGCCACGUCCUUGUGGGAGGUGAGGCCGUAAAUGUCAAGGCAAUGAAGAAAGUCCUCAUCAACGACCCACCGGGCAACCUGUGGAAUGUAUACGGUCCGAUGGAGGCAACCAUAUUUGUAACAGCGUGCCGGGUCGAUCUUGCAGAGACACAACACCCUCGCAUCAGCAUCGGACGAGCCUUCGGGGAAUCUGAAAUUUAUCUGUUGGACGAACAGCUCAGGAAUAUUACUAGCACACAUCAGACGGGGGAGAUUUGUGUUGCCGGACCUCAACUGUCAUCAGGAUAUCUGAACAGACCCGAAGAGAACGAGAAGCAGUUUAUCCACGUCAAUACCGCCACACUGGGAGAGGAAGUUGGGAAAUCUAUCCGCCUGUACCGCACUGGUGACCUGGCACAAUGGAGAGACUCAACCGGUACGUUGGAUUAUAUUGGCCGGGCAGAUAAACAGGUUAAAUGCUCUGGACACCGAGUGGAAUUGGGCGAUAUCGAGCGUACGCUGGAGAGGAACCCGCAAGUGGAAUCGUGUGUCGUUAUCCAACACAAGCAGGGGGACUCGGAAGAUUUGGUGGCCUAUGUGGUUCCAAUUGAAUGUGAAACGGAAGUUCAACUGUCCGCGAUUAUCGAUUGGGCAAAGGAACAUUUGCCUUAUUACAUGGUACCAGGCUCGAUUCAAAGCAUCCGGGAAUUUCCACUUUCAUCCAGCGGCAAGGUUGAUAGGAAUGCUCUGAUUCGCAACUUGCGAAAGGCAUCAGAGACAGAAGAACCUGAAGGCCAGAAAUCCCCAGAAAUAGAGGGCCAGAACGACUGGCUCCAAUCGCACCUCCAAGAAUUGCUGAACGUGUCACACAUUGAUCCCAAUAAGGAUAUAUUCUCUCUUGGGGUGACUUCGCUGCAGGCCGCCCAGCUAAUAGGGAAGAUCAAGCACCACAGUGGUAAAAUUGUAACGAUGGUACAACUGUAUGCAAACCCUACCUUGGAAAGUCUCACAGCUCUCCUCCACAGCCCCGACGAAGACAGCACCGGUCCUGUCCAGACAACGCGAUGGGUACAGGACUCCCAUCUAGCGGAUGAUGUAGUAUCUCCUCCGGAUUGGCAAUCUACCAAAGAGGGUCAAGUGUUCCUCACAGGAGCGACCGGGUUCCUCGGUGCAUACUUACUCCAUCAACUGCUAUCCAUGCCUAGUGUGAAGAAAGUAGCCUGUUUGGCCCGAAGCCGUGGCCAUCUCACGGCGAACGACCGCAUUCAGAAAGCGUUGGAAAAAUAUGACCUGUGGGAUGGCAGGCUGGAGAAGACUCAAAAGAUCAUGGCUCUUGAUGGAGACCUAACAGAUGUCACCCUCGGUCUGGGAGAGGACAAGUUCACCUGGCUCAGCAACUGGGCGAGCGUAAUCUUCCACGUCGGUGCACGAGUAAACUGGUGUGAACCUUACGAGGCUCUUUAUGCAGCCAACGUAGUUGGCACGCGGACCAUCAUCCGACUCACAACAUUAGGCAGACGCAAGGCACUGCAUUAUGUCUCCUCGAUAGACGUGUGGAAUGAAACUGGUCUUUCAAGCAGAACGAAACGAGUUUUCGAAGAUGACCCGCUCACCGAACAUCUGGGAUCAUUGCCUUGCGAAAUGGGAUACGCGCAGACUCAGUGGGUGGCGGAUGAGAUGGUUCAGAGGGCGCGGGACCGCGGUUUAGCUGCAACCAUCUAUCGACCAGGGUUCGUGAUUGGGGACAGUUCAAGGGGCUAUGGAAGCACAGAUGAUUUCUUUGCACGACUGGUCGUUGGCUGCAUUCAGACCCGUCAAUUCCCCCAUCUUCCAAACCAGCGACUUGAGUAUGUGACGGUGGACUUCGUCUCCUCGGCCAUUUUACAUAUUGCAUCAAAGUCUGAGAGCCUCGGGCGAUCAUACCAUCUCGUCUCUCAAGAUGUGGCGCAGUCGGUGAGUAUAGAGGAGACAUGCGGUUUGAUUAACCAAGCUGGAUAUCCUGUCAAGCAAGUUCCGUACCAGGAAUGGGUGGAAACUAUCCGAAAUUCUCCGGGGAAUCCAUUGGAGUCGAUGAUUCCCAUGCUGCAGGAACCAGUUCUGGAGAACUUGACUCGGAUGGAGGCAAGUAUUUAUACUCCAGUCUUUGAGACCAAAAAUACGGUCGAGGCUCUUGCAGAUCGGCCUGAUAUUAAAUAUGUUCCUCUGGAUCAUGAGUUACUGCAACGGUGCAUUGAUUUUUGGGUGAGUAGGGAAUACUAUUCUCUCAAAUAG